This is a messenger RNA of Aptenodytes forsteri (emperor penguin), 1648 nucleotides long. RefSeq names its product U6 snRNA biogenesis phosphodiesterase 1 (gene USB1). The transcript has 6 exons. Lineage: Eukaryota; Metazoa; Chordata; Aves; Sphenisciformes; Spheniscidae. The record is from RefSeq and is a predicted model, not a curated record. Bases 1 to 564 code for a protein of 187 amino acids. Gene Ontology annotation, molecular function: 3'-5'-RNA exonuclease activity. Gene Ontology annotation, biological process: U6 snRNA 3'-end processing. Gene Ontology annotation, cellular component: nucleus.
AUGACGCAGUUCUGCUCCUCCUGCAGCUCGGACAGAGUCCAGGAGGAAUUCCUGGAGCUGCUGGAGCUGCUGGUCUCCCGCGCUCGCACCUACGUCUCCUCGCUGGCUGCCAUGGAGGAGUUCCACCUCAGCCUCUCGCAGUGCGUGGUGCUGCGCUACCACUGGAUAGACCCCUUCGUCCGCUCCCUCAAGGAGCGCCUGGCCUCCUUCGACAGGUUCUUCUGCGUGGCUGACCAAGUGAAGGUUUACACCAACCAGAACAAAACCAGGACCUUUAUUGGCUUGGAGGUCUCUGCUGGGCAUUUCCAGCUGCUGGAGUUGGUCUCAGAGGUGGACAGAGUUCUGGAGGAAUUUGGCCUUCCCACGUUCUACAAGGACCCGUCGUUCCAUAUCAGCUUGGCCUGGUGCGUCGGGGACCUGUCCGGCAGGCUGGAAGGGCAGUGUCUGCGGGAGCUCCAGGACAUCGUGGACGGGUUUGAGGACUCGGCGCUCCUGCUGCGUGUCCAAUGGGAGCAAAUCCGCUGCAAGUCGGGGAACAAGUACUUCUCCUUCCCCUUGAGGUAGGGGCCGGUGGGGCUGUGCGUUUCAGAGCCUCGAAGACCCUGAUGUUCAAUCAAGAACCGUUCUGCAGCGCAGCUCUGAGUGGUGCAGGCUGUCACGCACCUCCCACGCUCUUCUUGCCUGCUCAGCAUCUCUGGGGUGUUUGUGGCCUCAAGUCGGGCUACUUCCAAGUUUGAGUUGCUGGCUGAAGAAAUGUGUGUUUGUAGCAGAUUUCGUCCUCGCUGCUGUAUGUGCUGCAGUCAGCACCAGUGGUUCCAGCCAUCCCACGGUCGCUAAUUUUGCUGAUUUUUUUUAAAAAAAGAAAAAAAAGUCUCUGUAAAAGCCAUAGAUGCCUUAUGGGAAGGAGGAAGAAGGUAGCGUGGGAAGCUGUUGCUAAAGGGAGAGUGUCUCGCACGGUUGGAAAUAGCACUGCCUGAUUGUCAGGAGGCUCUGAGCAUGCUUUGAGUAGGAAGAGGUGAGGACAUGGAGCUGGACUCUCUCGCCAGAGCAUCUCCCUACUGUCAGCCAGCUCAGACAAGUUCCUGGGUCAUGUGUCCCUCUCACACUGCUGCUGCCUCUACAGAGAAAUUUCAGUAUCGGCUUUUGCCAAACAGCAGAAGAUGAAAUCUGGAGGGGAGAGGUUGGAAACCCCUUGUGUUUCAGUGCUCCAGGCUGGGUCUAAAAGAAGAGCUUUGGUUUAAGAUCGUGUGUGCCAUAAGCCCAGGACUUUUUUGGUGGGCUGUGUCUCCUGAGAAGCUUGCUGCUGUGUGUGGGCGAGCCCAAGAGAGGGCAGUGUCAGCUUUUGCCUGAGCUGGAAGGGCAGUGCCCACGGGUGAGUCAAGGGGUGGCAGCUCCUGCCCAGGCUCCAUGCUUUUGCCCCGUGGGAACAGCACCCCCAGUGCCGUGAUGACCCUGGGGACAGCGGGGCUGGACUUUGUCCCUUGGGAGAAGCUCUUUUUUAAUCUUUUUGUUUCUGCGGGGAGGUUGGCUGCAGCCUCUCAGGUAUUCAGAGCAGGACGACAAUGUGCUGCCCUGAAUCUUUCAUUCCACGUCUGUCUGAUGAAAGACUCUGGGACUUCUGAGCAGUAAAAAUCUGUCUCCUUGUGUC